AUGGGCGUCAGGCAGGUGACCGGCUCCCACGUGCUGCGGAUCGACGGAUUCACGCAACUCAGCAAGACGGUGGCGAAUAACACUGAGAUGAGAUCAGGCACGUUCAACGUCGGCGGCCACGACUGGUGUCUUGCAUGCUAUCCAAACGGUUGCUCCGAUCUGUACAAGGGCUACAUCUCCAUCUUCCUCCAGCAGGCGAGCCACGAAAAGACCGGCGCCGCCACGGCAAAGGGCCAAUUGAGCAUACUCGACCGGGACGGGAUGCCAUCGUGCACCAAACACAUAACCGAGCGCACCUUCAAGGGGCCUCCCUUCGGCUGGGGCGAAAUAGACUUCGUGAAACACCAGGAUCUGGACAAGGACAAGCAUCUCCACGACGGUUGCCUCACCGUCCUUUGUGACGUCACCGUCACGGAGCACUACACGCACGACCAUGUCGAGGUUGCCGCGUCAGCAGCGCCGCCGUUCGACCUGCGCGGGCAACUCGCAGAAGCCAUGUGGAAUAUCAAGAAAGUAGAUGUCCAGAUCGAGACGGAUCUGUUGCUCGCCUCGACCGCCAACGUGACCGCCAAGCUACGCAUCGAUGACAUGGACGCCGAGGUGUUCAAGGCUCUGCUCCGGUUCAUGUACACGGACUCGCCUCCGGAGACGAGCCAGCUCCAGGAGGCGGCCAUGGCGGAGAAGAUUCUUGUCUCCGCGGACAGGUAUAAGCUGGACAGGCUGAAACUCGUAUGCGAGAAGGCGCUGUGUCAGCACAUCGACAUGAGCUCUCUCGCUGCCACUCUAGCGUUGGCCGAGCGGCACCGUUGCUCCGUGCUGACCGCGGCGUGCAUCAAGUUCCUCUCUUCCCCUGGUAAUCUCGAAGCGUUCAUAGCGGCGGAUGGGAUCAAACAGCUAAAGGAACGUUGCCCCUCUGCUCUGUUGGAUCUCGCGGUGAAGAACUGA
This is a messenger RNA of Lolium rigidum, 945 nucleotides long. RefSeq names its product BTB/POZ and MATH domain-containing protein 1-like. The transcript is spliced from 2 exons. Bases 1 to 945 code for a protein of 314 amino acids. Gene Ontology annotation, biological process: protein ubiquitination. Lineage: Eukaryota; Viridiplantae; Streptophyta; Magnoliopsida; Poales; Poaceae. The record is from RefSeq and is a predicted model, not a curated record. Gene Ontology annotation, molecular function: protein binding.